UUUCCGCCACCUAUGGUGAAACCUCCCUGUCACAUUCAUAGAAUUCAUAGCCAGUGAUCACUGAUCCUCUGAUCAGUCAGUCUAGAGGUGCAGCUUAAAAUUUACGUAGUAUUAUCGCAGACGUGAGAUAACGAAAGUUUUCCUUUAUUUGGUUUAUUUUUAAUUAUUUGAUUAUUUCUUAUUCUGUGAUAUCAGACUGAUGGUGCUGCGCUUCAUGACCUAAAUUCAGUAAAAUAUGAUAGCCCUGAGUAUAGUACAGUGAUACGUGAAUUGGGAAACAUUGAAUCUCAGUGAGAAUCAAAGCACCCUUCGCAAAGCUAUCCUAUCGUCUCCCUCCAGUUGUGAAUAGUUGGAUUUAAGGGAAUGCCUAUGGUGGGAGUGUGAGCUGAAACGGAGAUCCCGAAAGCGAUGGCGACACUUACGCCGCGCGUUCUGGUUCAGGUCGUGGUUGUGGGACUCGUCGCGCCUCUGUGCUCCAGCUGCCUACAUAUGUAAACCAAUCAUCACUCAGCAGCUUGCCUGUUUUCGUACUAUGGUUUCGCGUUCUUUACCAACAACUCGCGUCCCUACGUGUUGUACGGGUUAUUUUUUUCUGUUUAUGGGUUUUCGCCGUCGGCGACAGGGGUUUUGCUGAGACUUUUUUUUAUUUCUCAUAUGAACCAUGUCGAAAAAUAAACUACACCAUCGCGUCGACAACGGCAUUGUCGAGGUGAAGAGCAAGUUUGAUGCUGAGUUUAGAAGAUUUUCAUUGAAUCGAAAUGAAGCAAUCAGAUAUGAGGACUUUAAAAAUCUGUUGGCAAAGCUACAUCAUCUUGACGCCGAUUUUAGUUUUUUGAUAUCAUAUACGGACCCAAGAGAUGGAGAUUUACUACCAAUUAACAAUGAUGAUAAUCUGGGCAGAGCGUUACUCACAGCGAAACCAGUUCUCCGAAUCAUCAUUCAACGCAAAGGGGACAGCCUUGAAGAAGUGAAUGGGUAUGGUACAAUGAAGCCACGGAAUUUGAUAUCGAGUAUUCUGGGUGGAACACCAGGAAAGCCAAAAUCCUUGGCAAUUUCGAAUCCUCACGAUUUUAGACAGGUUUCGGCUAUUAUUGACGUGGACAUUCUUCCUGAGACAUGCCGCCGUGUCCGACUAUUGAAACACGGUUCAGACAAACCAUUAGGCUUUUAUAUUCGAGACGGAAGUAGUGUGCGGGUUUUGCCUCCCUCUGCCGGUGGGGGAAUUGAAAAAGUUCCAGGGAUCUUUAUCAGCAGGUUGGUUCCUGGUGGCCUUGCUGAAAGCACAGGGCUUUUGGCAGUUAACGAUGAGGUUCUUGAAGUCAAUGGCAUAGAAGUUGCUGGUAAAACUCUAGAUCAGGUCACGGACAUGAUGGUGGCCAAUUCCUCAAAUUUGAUAAUCACGGUAAAGCCAGCCAAUCAACGCGGAGCCCUUGCUGCUCCAAGGCGUGGAUCUUUUUCACGUAACAGUCAACUAUCAUCGGGUAGCCAGCAGUCUACGCAGAGUGCAGCUACUGGUAGUGAUGAAGAUGCUGAUGAAAUAGUUGAUUUAACUGGUGUAACGCUGCACGAUGAUGCAUCGACAUCACAUCAUCAACAUCCACAUCACCACCACCACCAUCAUCACAAUCAUUUUAAUCACGACCAAGGUGUGCUGCAUCUUUAAGAUGGAUACAUCUGAUAAAGCAUCAUUCGACUAAUUAGAUAAAUUAAUGAAUCGACUAAAACAGUGAUAGCUUCAUUUAGGUAAAAUGGCAGGAAUUUGCAGGGAUAGUGUUUCCUUUACUUGUAUUAGACGAGUACAAAAAGGCAGCCCAGAUUUUAGUAACGAAUGUAAAUAGUACUUUACCAGAAUUGAACAAGCGAGUGCAAUUUCCUGCAUGAAUUUGUUUAAAAAUUCUAUAAGAAAAGAGAAAUGAUGCUAAUUUUUUCCACUAUGAUCGUGACAAUGUAUUCAACAUUCUAUGCACUGAUUUCACAAGCUCUUGUGAUUAUUGAUUCUGAAAUAAUACAUUAGUCCAGUUGCGCACGUUGAUGAAUAUACCAUUGAAAUACUCCUUUCGCAAAGCUGUAGAUUCAGAUAUAUUUUAAUUGUAGGCCGUUGUCGUUAGUUGUUUUGUGUCACUCGUUUAUUUCAUGUGGUUUUUAAGAGAGACCUGUACCGAGGUCUGCAAGCAUUCAAUCUUAUCUAUUAGACUCAAUCGAGAUUUGAAUCAAUCAAUAUUCUCGUAAACGGCGUUCUACUGACAAGAGAAAUUUUUUUUCACCAUUCAUUUAUCAACGUGCGUGUUCGAUGAAUAGACGGCCGUAUUCGUUUUUUUUUCUUUCUGCAGCUACUGUACAUACGACGAAGGCGCGAAUAUUUUUUAUGACUAUCAAAUUAUUAAAAUUUCGUGGGAUAUGAAACACUGAACACUUCCAAAUGAAGUAAAGGAUUGAAGUUCGGAGUAAAGUAUUGAAUUCAUGAACUGAAUAUAAGUACAUAUUUGGAAUUCUACAUUUAUUCAUAGAAAAUUAGCCCUAUAAAUUGUAGUGAGAUGCAGAAUACCUAGGCUUCACAACGGUCAGUGUAGUUGCUCCAACGGAUAUUUUUUACGCUACGCACUUUGGAUUUACAAAGAUUAUGAUAAUCGCCGACAGAUCAUCACCCGGUCUACGGGCAGUGUGAUUUUCGUAAACAAUAUUAUCUACUGCAAUAAGAAAUUUCAAAUCUGUAUAAACAGAAAAAAGAAAAAUUAUCGAGGUAUCUGACGAUUUUAUCAUUGUCAAGAAUAUCGACAAUUCUAAAAUAUUGUAGAAUAUUAUUUUUAUAUAGAUAAAUAUUAAUAAAUAUAAACACAGUUUCGCUAUUUAUAUGAUAUAAACAAAUAAUUAAUAUUAUGAUUAGUAUGCGAUAACGGAAGUAUUAAUGAAUGGCAGCAUUUUACUGUAAGAAUUGAACAAAUAUACCGAGCAGUACUUAAUUACUGAAAUUUAUGUACUUAAAAACAUUGAAAAAUUUUUCGUAAUAAUGAACGAAAACGAGGUCAAAGACGAUUAAGAGAGGCGGGAGGCAAGAUGAUAUGACUUGAUGACAUUGUGCCUAACAAGAUCAUUCAGUUCGAAUUGGUAUUUAAACUAAAAAUCAUGACCGAAACUAUACAACCCAUAACAGUUAAUGAUUGAUACUUAUACUAUUAUUUAUUGGUUUCAACGGUAUCGGAUUGUAUAUGAUCUAAAUACACAAUACAGAGGGGCCUUAAUCAACAGUAAGAAUUGUAAAUAAGGUUGAUAGUUAUUAUUCAUGAUUUCAUGUAUUUCUUGAGAGCCGUUGCUCUUUUACGCAAUCUAAUUUUCUGUCAGGCAUAUUGUGCACCGCGCUCUUACUGUCUGUAAAUCAUUCCAAAUAAUAAUUUUCGUUUUUAAUGAUCUUCUAUGAUAAUAGAUUUGCGCACGCCUAUUCGUGUGAUCUUGGUUUUUUAAACUACAUACAUAGGUGUGUUGAGUGUUGAAGUUUUUGAAGUUUAGAGCCAUUUUUUAUGAUCGUUACUUGUUGUUUGAUUGAACGAUAGUAUAUCUCACGUAUGUUGAACGCCUAUUGAUAGUAUUUUUAUGAGGUGACAUUUCAGCAAGAAAUUUGUGUACUUUUACACUUGUAUUCAUAGUUAAUCGUGCCUUUGUCAUUUUGACAAUAAUUCACCGAUAUAUCGGGUGAAAACUAUCGGUUUUAUUGCAAUGUAUGCCACACAUUCCACAGACUCGUGAUUGAUGAAAAUUCCAUUUUUUUAACGUGUCAACGUGUGCAUGUCAACUUUUUCUACAGUUUUGUAACGUUUCUUCGAUUAAUAUAUUAAUGCGAGUAUUAUAUACCGCAAAUUGAUCACACUCCAAAAAUAUUUUUUAAAAAACGAUCACAAUAUUUUUAUGAAUUAACUUUAAUCAGAUUUUAAUAUGUAAAUAAAACUACUACAUAAAUGUAUUAUUAUAUAAAACUUAUGUAAAAUUAAUGAUAAUAAUAAUUACCUAAUAUUAUUGUUAAAUAUAAGACACUUUUCAUCGUGCUUUCCAAAACAGUACAAGAAUAAAUUGAACAUCCGUUCUAGGUGAAGCCUUACUUCGUCGUAAAAGUUUGUCUACAUUCGGAUAAUCUUUUAGAUAUUCAUUUUUCACGUCUAUAGUGCCUUCCGUUUAAACAUAUGAGGCAUCUAACAUAGUAUUUUUCGGCUGUACGUUAUCUUUACACCUUAUCAGUUUGACGAAAUUGUUGCAAAAAUUAUUUAUUCGCGUAGGUACUUAUAUCUUGAUUUAGCAUAAAAACCAUAAAAAGUAUCAAUUACGUAUAACGAUGUAGCUCUUUUCAAUGGCAGCUUACAAAAUAAAGUAUUUUAUUGUAUUUCA
Messenger RNA from Athalia rosae (coleseed sawfly), 4374 nucleotides. It is a transcript of the gene par-6, whose product is annotated as partitioning defective protein 6. The record is from RefSeq and is a predicted model, not a curated record. NCBI's taxonomy places the organism in Eukaryota, Metazoa, Arthropoda, Insecta, Hymenoptera, Athaliidae. Bases 662 to 1663 code for a protein of 333 amino acids. The transcript is spliced from 5 exons. Gene Ontology annotation, molecular function: protein binding. Gene Ontology annotation, biological process: centrosome cycle.